UUGAUUUACUUCCAAUACCAAAACAAAUACCACAAUCUUCUUAUUAUUUUAAUGUCGAACGAAUUGAUGAAUUUCAAUGGAUGCAAGAUCUUAAUAAUCAGGAUGUUCGAGAAUAUAUAGCUGCAGAAAAUGAGUUUAUGAAAAAUAAAUUAAUGACUCCAGGAAUAAUAUCUCCAUUAAAAGUUGUAUCAAAUGGCUAUGAAUAUUACACAAUGCCUUCAAAUUAUGGUAGCAUUUAUUAUCGUCGUAAAAAAGAAAAUUUGUCGGAUGAAGAAGUUUUACUGGAUUCUAAACAAUUUGCAAGAGAAAAUAAACAAAUUAAAUCUGUGCUAUUAUCAACUGAUGAAAAUUUACUUGGGUAUUUGAUUGAAAAAGAAGGUGAUGAAGUUGGAUCAUUACAUUUUAAAGAUUUAUCUAGACAUAAUAAUUAUCAGAUGUUAAGCGGUGUUUUCAAUUUUUUGUGGGGAACAAAUAUUCAUGCUGUUUAUUAUACUGUUACUGAUGAACAACUCAGACCCUACAAGGUCUAUGCACACAAAAUGGGGACAUCACAACGGGAUGACAUACUCAUAUAUGAAGAAAAGGAUCACACUUCUUUUGUUGAUAUUACUUGUACCAAAGAUCAGGGUGCACCUGAAUUAAAAUUAAUUGAACCAAGGACGUUUGGAUUGGAAUAUUAUGUUGAUCAUCGUGACGGUUACUUUUAUAUUUUGACAAAUGCUGAUAAUUCACAUAAUUUUAAACUUGUUCGUACGAGAAUAGAAAAUUACGGAAAAAAGUAUUGGGAAACUAUAUUUACUGUUAAGGAGACUGAAAGAAUUGAAGAUGUUGAUUUAUUUCAAGUAAUUUAG
Messenger RNA from Racocetra fulgida, 851 nucleotides. NCBI's taxonomy places the organism in Eukaryota, Fungi, Glomeromycota, Glomeromycetes, Diversisporales, Gigasporaceae. The record is from the annotation of a GenBank genome assembly.